AUGGCACACCACACGCCCAAUAGCGCCAUAACACAAACCAUCCGAGCUGGACAGAACAUCUGCAAGCACGCGGAGUUCCGAAGCUUCCAUCGCCAACAAGAGAGGUUCCAAACCCUCAGCAGCAGCAACAGCAGGACGUACAGCGGGAUGCCCGUGAUGGAGCGCGCGAUGCCCUUGCCAAAGUUGCACCUGCGGGAAGGAAGCAGCCCUUCCAGAGCAGGAGGCCGGAGCCCGCGCAGCCAGCGGAGAGUACCCUCGCCGCUUCGCAACGCCCAGUUCCGGCCCCUGGCCAUGGAGUACGCCGAAGUUCCCCAGCCUUCGUCUUGCAAGUACUUCAACGGGGCAGACGAUGACGAGGAAGUGACCCAGAGCGAGUUCUGCGCGCACGUCCGGACUGUCGGGUACUCUACCGUUGGCGGCAAGCCGUUCAUGUCCGGCAAGUGCCCCCACUGCCACCGCUACGUCAAGUCCGACAACCAGGUCUGCACCCCCAACGCCACCCCGCCGCAGUCUCCCUGGAAGAAGACCCUCAACAACCUGCAGUCCCCGCUGCGCUCGCCGCUCCGCACCGGCUCCAGCCCCAAGGACGGCGGCGGCUCCAAGACCACCACCUCCCUGCAGUCUCCCCUGCGGAGCCCCUUCAAGGGCUCGUUCUUCGGCUCGAACGACGACGACGACCAGAGAGGCAAGGCGGCACCCACUUCUCCCAAGAGGACCGCGCCCACCGCUGCCGCUGUUGGCCCCGCCCCCGCUCCCCGCGGGGUCGGCUUGACCCGCAGCCCUCCCCGGGGAGGAGAAACGGGCAGCCAGCCGGCGCCGUGGGCAAGGUCCAGGAGCCCGCCCCCUCGCGCCAACAGCCCGGCGCCGGCGCCGGCGCCUCGUGCGAGCAGCCCGACUCCCCGCGCGAGCAGCCCGACCCCCCGAGCGAACAGCCCGACUCCUCGCGCGAACAGCCCCGGCCCGCGUUCCCCAGCCCGCGGCAACAUGAGCCCUUCCUCGGGAGGUGCCUUCUUCGCCGUGGCCAACGACGAUGGCAACAACGGCGGGAGGAGCGCUAGCGGCUCCGUGGCGGCGAGGCGCCCGUGGGCCGAGAGAGGGAGGAGCCCGUCCACGCGCGGCGGCCGCGGUCGUGAGGAGGAAUGCGUUCCGUUUCGCUGGGGCGGUUGGAUGAGGAUGUCCGAGGCCCCGGUCGCUCU
Molecule: messenger RNA, 1196 nt
Organism: Ectocarpus siliculosus
Lineage: Eukaryota; Phaeophyceae; Ectocarpales; Ectocarpaceae
Source: the annotation of a GenBank genome assembly